Molecule: messenger RNA, 872 nt
Organism: Arabidopsis thaliana (thale cress)
Lineage: Eukaryota; Viridiplantae; Streptophyta; Magnoliopsida; Brassicales; Brassicaceae
Exons: 1
Coding region: 85-675 (196 amino acids)
Source: RefSeq, marked reviewed
GCGCAUUCACCAUUCUUUUUCUCAAUUCAAAGGCAAGACACAUAGAGCAAGAGAGAUAUAAAGAGAGAGAUAGAGAUAGAUGAGAUGGAAUCUCAAAAACAAGAAAGAAGCGUGAAGGAGAUGAAAAUAGUCACUAAGAUCAUAGCAUUUGCAUCCAUUUUCUCAUUUAUACUAUCUUACUCUUCCUUAAUCUCUUCUCUUCAACAAAGACUCCAUUUGCUUGCCAUGUAUAGCAAUCUUGUGGACAAGAAGUACAUGUUCUUGUUAUGCAAUGGGAUUGUGGGCUUUAUCUUGGGGAGUUUCCAUGGGAAUUCUGACUCCCUUUCGCACGGUAAAGCCAUUAACAUCGUUGAACAAACCAAAGAAGUAGGGAUCAAAGACUUAAAAGAAACAAAAGUCAAUAAAGUAGUGGCAUUACUUGAAGAAAGUAAUGUUUCUAAAGAAGAAGAAGGAAGAGUUGUUUUAUCUAGAGAAGAAGAAGAAGAAGUUGCAUUGGUUGUUAAGGAAGAUGAGGGAAUACUAGUACAAGACCUCUCAAUCACUAGACUAGAUGAUCAUGAUGAUGACGAUGCGAUAAAUGAUAGUUUAUUAAGUUCAGAAGAUUUGAACAAGAAAUGUGAGGAUUUCAUCAGGAAGAUGAAGGCAGAGAUUCGAUACGGCAAGAGAAGUAUAUAACUUUUUUGAGUUUUGUUAACAAGUUAAACUGUCUUUAGUAUUCAUAUUCGGCAGGAGAAGUAUAUAAUUUUCUCUCUUUGGACAAGUAGAUUCUGUAUUUUUGGUGCCCACUUUUAUGUAUGUCAUCCAUAUGAAUCCAUGCAACAUAAUGCUUUCUAUAUCAAGCAUUAUCAGCUUACUAUGUUUUACUCUCUUAA